GAUCAGUAAUAAACAGAUUACAUCAACAAACCAUCAGCCCAAUGUCACUGGGAACCCUCCUGGUAAUGCAGCGUGAUUUGGCAAUACUAAGAAGUUCGGUGUACUUAGCACAGGGCACACACAAGAUAGUGACGUGCAUCUGUAAUUAUGCUCGUUUGUCACACCACUGUCUAUGUGUUAUAUAAAUGACAUCCCUUAACAGCACCGGUCUUAUCCAAUGUGGCACCCUAGGUGAGCAUCACCGCUGGCUGGCAAUUCGGCGCUGCCUCAGAAGUUGUCGCCCUAAGCGGCAGUCUAUAGGAUUAACCGGCCCUGUUUAAAUGUCUACAUUUUACAAGUUUUACUGGAUCAGUUAUUAGAAGUUGAAGCGCACGAUCUGCUCAGGGUAGGCCAUACCCAGGACGCAUGGCAGUUGGUAGAGGCGCAGCUUCACAGGCUGCGAGCAAAAUUCCCCGUGAAGGGGGGAGGUUGCCAGUUCCGCCGCAGACCGAAAGCGCAUCGCCAGGUCCCGCAUAGACGCACGCUGCUCUGCGCUGCUCCAAAUGAUCCCAGACCAGCCAGUUUCUGCAGGAUAAUCUGAGGAGGAAUGUUAAUCGCCGAUUAUUCAUAAUUAGCUCAUAGUACAGUUUUCCUUUACCAAAGGACUUUUCAAACGUUUUUAAUAUUUUAAAAUAUUACUAAAUAAGUCAUAUAGUGUCAUUUGAUAAGGAAAUGGGAAGCAAGACACUACACAGUCAGAGCUGGCAGAGCUACAACGUAAAGCAGAGUGGUGUAGAUGACAUGGUCCUGCUGUCCAAGAUCAAUGAGGAUGCCAUCAUGGAGAAUCUCAGGAAGAGAUACAUGGAUGACUACAUCUUUACAUACAUCGGACCGGUACUCAUCUCUGUAAACCCCUUCAAGCAGAUGCCCUACUUCGGGGACAGGGAGGUGGAGAUGUAUCAGGGAGCGGCUCAGUAUGAGAAUCCUCCACACAUCUACGCCGUGGCGGACAACAUGUACAGGAACAUGUUGAUAGACGGCGAAAAGCAGUGCGUCAUCAUCAGCGGUGAAAGCGGUGCUGGGAAAACGGUCGCGGCCAAGUUCAUCAUGAGCUACAUCUCCAAAGUGUCGGGUGGUGGUCCCAGGGUACAGCACAUCAAAGACAUCAUUCUGCAGUCCAACCCUCUACUGGAGGCAUUUGGCAAUGCGAAGACAGUGAGGAACAACAAUUCAAGCAGAUUCGGGAAAUACUUCGAGAUCCAGUUCAGUUCAGGGGGUGAGCCAGACGGUGGGAGAAUCUCCAACUUUCUGCUUGAAAAAUCACGGGUCGUUACAAGGAACCCCGGCGAGAGAAGCUUCCAUAUAUUUUACCAGUUAAUAGAAGGAGCCAGUGACGACCAAAGAAGGAGUCUUGCAAUCACAGGUCUCGAUUACUACAGUUACCUCAACCAGUCUGGGUCCUACAAAGUGGACGACAUUAAUGACCAAAGGGACUGCCAUGAAACAAUGCAUGCGAUGAGUGUGAUCGGCAUUCCCGAGCAGGAGCAGGCCCUGGUGCUGCAGAUCGUGGCUGGGGUGCUGCACCUUGGCAACGUUGGCUUCAGGGAGGCCAGCAACUACGCCACCGUGGAGAGAGAAGAGAUGCUUGCAUUUCCCGCCUUCCUGCUGGGCAUCGAUCAGACGCGACUGAAGGAGAAGCUCACCAGUCGGAAGAUGGACAGCAAGUGGGGGGGGCAGUCCGAGUCCAUCGACGUGACCCUCAACGUGGAGCAGGCGUGUUACACGCGUGACGCACUCGCUAAGGCCCUGUAUACCCGCCUGUUCGACUUCCUGGUGGAGUCCAUCAACAAAGCCAUGGUGAAGGAUCAGCAGGAGAUCAACAUAGGGGUGCUAGAUAUAUACGGAUUUGAAAUCUUCCAGAAAAAUGGCUUUGAGCAGUUCUGCAUCAACUUUGUGAAUGAGAAGCUGCAGCAGAUUUUCAUCGAGCUGACGCUGAAGGCCGAGCAGGACGAGUACAUGCAGGAGGGCAUCAGAUGGACGGCUAUUGAGUACUUCAACAACAAGACAGUGUGUGAUCUCAUUGAGAACAGAGUGAAUCCCCCAGGCAUCAUGAGCAUUCUGGACGACGUGUGCGCCACCAUGCAUGCGGUGGGCGAGGGGGCGGACAGCACCCUGCUGCAGAAGCUGCGCGCGCAGAUCGGCGCCCACGAGCACUUCAACACCUGGAGGCAGGGAUUCAUCGUCCACCACUACGCCGGCAAGGUGGUCUACGAGGCAGGGGGUUUCUGCGAGAGGAAUCGGGACGUCCUCUUCGCCGACCUCAUCGAGCUGAUGCAGAGCAGUGACAUCUCUUUCAUCCAGGCCUUGUUUCCAGAGAAUCUGAGUGCGGAGAAGAAAGGCCGACCGACUACUGCAGGCAGUAAAAUCAAGAAACAAGCCAAUGACUUGGUGAGCACGCUGAUGAAAUGUACACCACACUACAUUCGCUGCAUAAAGCCCAACGAGACCAAGAAGGCCAGGGACUGGGAGGCAGCCAGGGUGAAGCACCAGGUGGAGUAUCUGGGACUGAAAGAGAACAUCCGUGUGCGGAGGGCAGGCUAUGCCUACAGGAGGCCCUUCCAGAAGUUCCUGCGCAGGUAUGCUAUCCUGACCAAGGAGACCUGGCCGUCUUGGAAAGGCGAUGAGAGGCAGGGCGUGCUGCACCUGCUGACCUCCACAAACAUGGACCAGGAUCAGUUCCAGCUGGGAUGCACCAAGGUCUUCAUCAAGGCCCCCGAAUCGAUCUUCCUGCUUGAAGAGACACGGGACAGGAAGUUUGAUGGCUACGCCAGGGCCAUCCAGAAAGCCUGGAGAAAGCACAAGGCCCACCAGACCUGUGGCCAGAUGAGAGAAGAAGCCUCUGAGCUGUUCCUGAACCGUAAGGAGAGACGCAAGCACAGUGUCAACCGGAAUUUCCUGGGCGAUUACCUCGGCACAGACCAUCAGCCUGAGCUCCAACUGCUCCUGGGCAAGGGGGAGAGGAUCGACUUUGCAGACAAAGUCACCAAAUACGACCGUCGCUUCAAGGGCAUAAAGAGGGACUUAAUCUUAACCCCGAAAUAUGUGUACCUGAUUGGUCGGGAGAUGGUAAAGCAAGGACCCGAAAGGGGGUGCACAGUGAUGGUGUUAAAGCGGAAGAUUGACUUGGAGAAGAUCCUUGCUCUGUCUCUCAGCACCAUGCAGGACGAUUUCCUGAUCCUGCAUGAGCAGCAGUAUGACAGCCUGUUGGAGUGCACUUUCAAGACCGAGUUUGUGGGCCUGCUCUCACGCCAUUUCCAGGAGAGGACCCAGAAGAAGCUCCCGCUCAAGUUCAGCAACAGGCUGAACCUGAAGCUGAAGAAGGAGAGCUGGGGACCCUGGAGUGCGGGCGGCUCCCGCCAGGUGCAUUUUGUCCAGGGUCAGGGUGAGCAGGCCGUGCUGCAGGCUUCCAGCAAGAGACUGCAGGUCAGCAUCGGGCCCGGGCUGCCUAACACCGCACUGCCGACCAAGAAGAACAGCCUAACACACCAAAGCAGCCCACCAAGGGUCCCCCAGAACUACCCCACGCGGCCGGCGCCCCCGCCCCCAGUGUCCCAACAAAAUGGAGGAUCCAACGCCACCAGACAGCCCACCAAUCAGAAUUACAGCUUCCUGCACCAGUCAACCAAUCAGGGGCUAAUGUCAAGCAACAUGACCCUCCCCUUCCUGCCUCCGACCUUCAAUAUUAUGCAGCUGAAGGACAGAGGAAAUGAAGUACAGCUCAAUUUAGACUGUCUGAGGGUGCCUGAGCAGGGUGCUGCAGGCGCUCAAAGGGAGAUGCUAAGCCGGCCCACGCCAGGGGCUGGCCGACCCAAACCCACCCCCAAGCCCAAGUUACAGCUGCCACGUUGCAAGGCACUAUAUGCCUACGAUGCUCAGGACACGGAUGAGCUCAGCUUCAAUGCAGACGACAUCAUCGAGAUCAUGGAAGAAGAUGUUUCUGGAUGGUGGACAGGGAGACUGCGAGGGAAGCGGGGCCUGUUUCCUAACAACCACGUCAGCAAGAUCUAGAUCUGCUGUAUCCCGUGGAACACCCUAAAGAGGGAACCAGAACAGAUCCAGAACCUCCAAUCAAAUGGAAAGGCAGAGAAUGCGAUCCUCCCCGUGUUGCACGGUAUUAUUCCGGCGGUGCUGGAGCGGUUGGCAGCUGGAGCCCAAAGGUGUCUCUCAGUCUGAUGAAUGCAACACAGUCCUUCUAAGCCAAGGAUGUAAAUGACUAAGGAAGGAAAAUGAAGCACAGGCUACCAUUGUGCCUCACUCCUCAUCUUCUAUGGACACAAUUGUCACUAAAAUGGGGAUUUGCUGGCAUUCAAUAAAAAGCAACAGUCCUGA
Molecule: messenger RNA, 4368 nt
Organism: Brienomyrus brachyistius
Lineage: Eukaryota; Metazoa; Chordata; Actinopteri; Osteoglossiformes; Mormyridae
Product: unconventional myosin-Ie-like
Exons: 28
Coding region: 712-4047 (1111 amino acids)
Biological process (GO): actin filament organization; vesicle transport along actin filament
Cellular component (GO): microvillus; vesicle; myosin complex
Molecular function (GO): actin filament binding; ATP binding; microfilament motor activity
Source: RefSeq, a predicted model, not a curated record